CAACGGAAAGAGCCAAAGGGACACAGCGGAUCACCGAUCAACAGAAAGAGCCGAUGACGUCAGCUGUGUCCAAUCACAGCUGAUCGCAUGAGAGCCGGUAAUCUGCAUUACUCAUGUACAUUGUGGACAUGUACACUGAUCAUCAUAGCACUGAUGAUCUCUGUUCCUUGUUGAUCAGUGUAGCCCCAUCAGUGCCACCUGUCAGUGUCCAUCAAUGCCACUUGUCAUUGCCCAUCAGUGCCACCUGCCAGUGCCCAUCAGUGCCACAUAUCACUGCCUACCAGUGCACAUCAAUGCCGCAUAUCAGUGCCCAUCUGAGCUGCCUUUCAGUGCCGCCUAUCAGUGGCAGUCGGUGCCGCCUAUCAGUGCCCGUCAAUGCAGCCUAUCGGUGCUGCCUAUCAGUGUCAGUCAGUGCAGCCUGUCAG
Messenger RNA from Staurois parvus, 425 nucleotides. NCBI's taxonomy places the organism in Eukaryota, Metazoa, Chordata, Amphibia, Anura, Ranidae. The record is from the annotation of a GenBank genome assembly.